AUGCUGGCCGCGUUCCCCUUCCUCUUUGCGCUGCUGUCGCCGGCGCUGGCGGCCACUGCGUGCCUCGAGUCCGGGGACGAGACGGCCAUCAAUGCGCUGUUCGAGCGAGGCGCCCGUGGUGUUCACGGCGCCGGGCCAGACGCUGACGACGGCGGGGCAGCCGGAGGGCCACGACCGGGCCCUCCUGCUCGUGACGGGCGAGACGCAGAGUGUAGCUGUUCGUGCGGCGGGGCGCGGAUCUCGCACCUGAUCGUAGACGGGAACCGGCCACAAAUGCUCCGUGUUAUGGGCGGCGAGGCGCUGCUCGAGCUCGGCAACGCGGACGACCAGGCCGUGACGCACUGCAGACUGCUGGAGCCGCGGGGCUGGAGCGCCCUGCACGUUAGAGAGGGCGACGAGCUGUCCUGCCGCCGCGCGACGGUGGCGCACAACGUGAUCGGUCCCGCCGGCGAGGAGUGGGACGACGAUUACGACGGUAUCGACGAGAAGCAGCCCGCGUGGGGCAACCCGCGCGCAGACGGGAUCUCGCUCGCGUGCCGCGAUUCGCUCGUCGAGCACAACUACGUGUUUGACGCGACCGACGGCGCUAUUGUGCUCUUUGGCUCGUCUGGAUCGACAGUGCGGCACAACAGGGUCGACAGCAAGACGCGUGUCGUGUUAGGCGGCGUGAAUCUCGUCGACUACGACCCGUGGAAGGGCGACUAUGCCGGCGUGCUCGUGACGGACAACGACUUUUACGCACACGCGCGAUACUUCAAGGUCGGCAUUGUGAUCGGCCUCAGUUCCUGGAGCGACGACACGGACAAGAUCGUGCGCGGGGGAACGGUGCGGGGAAACAGGUUCCACGGCAAGCACUUCGGGUACGCGCUCGUCGUCUCGUCCGCCGAGGACUUUACGGUCCUCGACAAUGUCGUCGACAAGGACGCCGUGUUCUCCGGCGUGCCCGGGGCGAGGUGCCCGACCGCGCCAGAGAAUGGACCCCCGACAGCCUUCCUCAUCAACAAGGGAAGCUCGCGGGGGACGUUCCAGCCCGAGUUCCGCAACGGAGAGGUGCAGCACAUCAUCUGCGUCGAGCCCGAGGACUACGUCCCGUGGCGUAUGCGCGACAGUCCAGAGGCGAUCGCGGCCGCCGAGGCCGAGGAGACCGACUCGGACGCCGACGCGCCAUCGUCGGGCACGCUGAUCGACGACUCGAAGCUGGCCGACGCCCUGGUGGCAUAUCAGGACAAGCUCCUCUCAGCGAUCGAGGACGUGGAGCGCCGCUCCCGUCUCCAGCUGCCGGGCAAGGAUCCCGUCGAGCACGGGGUGCAUGUGCGCCCCGCCGUCGCAGCCGACUCGGACAGUGAAGACGAGGCCACAGAGCGCGCGCUCCGACACAAGAUUGAGCGGCUCGAGCGCGCGCAGCGCAAAAUCGAACGCGAACUCGGCGCAUUCAAGUAUGCCUUUGGGCAGUUUGCCGAGUUUCGCGAUGUCCAGAUUGCGAGCAAUAAUCGCAACUUGCUCGAGAAUGUUUACAAGCAGUUCCGCGAGCGGAGACUGCGAACCGUCAGUACCGCUGCUAGCUCGCGCGCUACUGCCAUCAAAGCGCGCGUUGCGCGGGCCCGGGGCGUCAGCAUCGCGGCCUGGGUCAUUGGGCUGCUCGCCUUCCUUGCCCUGUUUACGCUGAUUCUCCGCCGCUUCUACGCCGGACAGCGGUACAAGGGCCUUAAGACGCAGGGGCUCAAGACGCACUAG
Messenger RNA from Trichosporon asahii var. asahii CBS 2479, 1734 nucleotides. RefSeq lists its product as uncharacterized. Lineage: Eukaryota; Fungi; Basidiomycota; Tremellomycetes; Trichosporonales; Trichosporonaceae. The record is from RefSeq and is a predicted model, not a curated record. Bases 1 to 1734 code for a protein of 577 amino acids. The transcript has 4 exons.